Lolium rigidum is the source of this 1900-nucleotide messenger RNA. RefSeq names its product CDK5RAP3-like protein. The transcript has 9 exons. Bases 63 to 1739 code for a protein of 558 amino acids. Gene Ontology annotation, cellular component: endomembrane system. Gene Ontology annotation, biological process: regulation of cyclin-dependent protein serine/threonine kinase activity; regulation of mitotic cell cycle. The record is from RefSeq and is a predicted model, not a curated record. Lineage: Eukaryota; Viridiplantae; Streptophyta; Magnoliopsida; Poales; Poaceae.
GACGGAAAGCUCCGGCCGUCGUGCCCUUCGCCGCCGUCGAGAUCAGCCGCCCGCCGGCGACCAUGCGCGACCCUUCGGAUAUCCGUAGCCUCCCCAUCGACAUCGCCUUCGCCCGCCUGCAGGAGUGGCUCGUCGACCGCAAGCGGGUGCCGCACGACUGGAGGAAGCGCCUCGCCGCCCUCCGCGCCCGCAUCGCCGCCGCCUUCGCUUCCCUCCCGCGGGACCUCCACCCCGACCUCCUCACCCUCGAGCUCGAAGAGAUAGGGUAUCUCGAAGCGAAGAAGAUCUACAGCAUACUCCUGGAAUCCAACACAGAGAGCAGGAACAUCUUCGGCCGCCUCACAGGAUCCGCGGGCGAAUGGGAGUCGAUUGUCAAGGCGUACGAGAAGGACCACAUCUUCCUCGGCGAGGCAGCUCAGAUCAUGGUCCAGAAUGUCAACUAUGACAUACCGUAUCAGAGGAAGCAGAUGCAGAAGAACCAGCAGCAGCUCGCGGAGCUGGACCGCAGGGAGGCUGACAUCAAGCGGCUGGCCGCUCUUUCGGCAACUCGGUAUGUGGAGGCUUGCCAGGAGCUCGGCUUGCAGGGAGUAGAUGUGCGGCAAGAGCUGAUAGAGUCUGCGAAAACACUUCCAUCAACAUUUAGCAAAAUCUUGGAAGUUCUGACCAGCGAUCCUGUCUCGCAGGCCGUUGAGUACUAUACGGUUUUUGUCAAGGAAUGCCAUACAGAGGAUAAGGAAAAUUUCAAGGCCGUGGUACAGAAUCUGAAACAGCUGCGGGCUAAUCCUCCUUCCCUGCAUGUCUCAGUGUGCAAAGAGGUGCAGAAUUCCCUUGGAGACGCAUCAAAAGCUCAUGGGUCUAAUAUGGGCGGAGAAGAGCACAUUGACUUCAAUAUCCCUGCAGAUGAUAUUGAUUGGGACAUCUCGGUCGAUAACAAUGGUAUUGACUGGGACAUUGGUGAAGUGGAACAACCUACCGAAGAAUCUGGCAACGGUUUUGGAUCUUAUGAGAUCAUUGAUGCCAAUGUAGAAUUGGCAGGUUCGGAAAAUUAUGGCGUUGGUGUUUCAGCCUAUCCAUCUGCAGACAAAGAAGGCCUUGCAUGUGAUACAUCUGAUCAGAUUUGCUGGGACAUCUCUACUGACAAUCCUGAAGAAAAUGCUGCUAUUGAGAUUGCUCCAACUGAAUCAGGACAGAAUGAAGAAAGAAGCCAGUUGCUGGAGAAGGAAUACAGAAACAACAUUCUAGAUGAUUUACUUGAGGUAAAAUCAUUUUUGACCCUACGCUUAGGGGAGGCCAGGAAUGCUGAUACAUCAUCUCUACAGCAUCAGGUGCAAGCUGUCUCACCUUUUGUUCUCCAACAGUAUGCUGCUGAAAGUUUGGAGACUAUGCUUGUAGAGAUCUCCUCCGCAAUCUCUUUGCUCACUAACCAGAAAACUCUUGACCUUAUAAUGAUCCUCAACUCUAAAAGGUUUUUGGACAGAUUAGUGUCAACCUUAGAAGAAAAGAAGCAUCAUGAGGUGAAACUGCGAGAAGGCUUAGGUGAUCUAUCAGUUAAGCGCAUGGAGCUGCAAAAUGCACUAUCAUCAUCCUGGCCGAAGCAAGAGGCAGCGAUUACAAAAACAAGGGAACUAAAGAAGCUCUGUGAGGCAACACUUUCAUCUAUGUUCGAUGGCAGGCCAGUGCAUAUAAUUGGAGAGAUCAAUACCUUACUAAGUUCGAGUGUUAGUCAAUUAGCUGGAUGAUUUAUCGAUUGUAUCUUUCGUCCCUGAACCAAAAUAAAUGAUAUGUAAAGCAAGUUGAUAAUCUUAUGGUAUAAACUUUUCUAACCUAUGGUACUUGUACUUGUGUUGUUUUUGCUGCCACAUAUGUUCUUAAACUAUGAAUGUAUGACUUCGGUUGCAUA